This is a messenger RNA of Spirometra erinaceieuropaei, 20818 nucleotides long. The record is from the annotation of a GenBank genome assembly. Lineage: Eukaryota; Metazoa; Platyhelminthes; Cestoda; Diphyllobothriidea; Diphyllobothriidae.
AUGGACGACCUUAGAUUAUGUGAUAUUUUUCCGGAGAUAGACGAAGAAGAAUUGGUACGUUCGUUUUCUUGUUGCUUACAAUGUUAAGUGCGAGUUGGAGCUAGAACAACCCUGGGUUACGGAAGUUUUUAAUUCCAUUGACGAAAAGUUAUACACGGAUGNUACCUGCGCACAAAAACACCCCCGAGACCGCAAACGAACUUGUUCGAUAGUCCUUGUGUACGGGACCCAUCCGCACAGCACGCAAUACAUCACUCAUACGCCGGUGUUGCGGGUGAAAUGUUGCACGUCAGAACACGCACAUCUCACUUAGGCGGAAGCGUGUCCCUUAGUGCGACCUGAUUUGGCAAGCGUAGACGAGUUGUUUAACUCUGUCAGCCGCUGCGCCCAAUUUCGUAAUCAUUCAGCUUGACACGAACAGGCAAUUGGCAUUUGGGAGAGGAAGGAAGAAAAUGAGGCUGGAACUGGAAAAUCUGUCCCCAUCGCAACCCAACGUAUUCCUCAAUACAAUGGAUCAGACACUCACUUGAGUCUGUCGCGGCGCGCUGUCGGUCGUGGCUUGGAAGGCCGUCAACUGACAGGAUAGCUCAACCCUUCUCAGGAUUGAGAGUCAGGCUGCAAUGAAUGCAUUACGUGGUUUUCACGACAUUCUAACCUAUGUGGGUUUUUGACCUUCCUUAUAGUAACCCGGUACAUAUGGAGCGGAGACAUGUUCGCGUGUGACGCGCGUGGACGGGCUGUUAAGAUCUGUCAGUCACUACUUCCGCGUCCACCACCGGUCUUCUUGAUGCUCUUUUGUCGUUGGAGCAAGGUGGCAAGGGGGGGGAGAGUUGGGUAGGUGCGGCGCAAGUGGCCGAUGCUGGACCCAUGCUGUGGGACAGUGGCAGACGUCGUCGCUGGCGACGAUCGAACUGUCGCGUGUGCUUUGACUUUGGAAAAAUAAUUGCCCCUUUUUGAAUUAGUUUGUUUGCCUUUACUUAGUGAACCUUGAGUUGGUUACGAUGUUAACCUAAUCAGUUUUCUUGUUGACUUCGACUAUCAAUUGUAGCCUAGUCGUAAGAGUCACCCUCAAAAGUCGUUUGACUAUCCUGCGAUUUAUACCAUCAUUGAUGAACACAAAUCAGUGAGAGCUGGUAAAGGGGUUAGGUGAAGGGGUUAAGAUGAAGAGAAGGUUAAAUGGAGAAUUACAGUGGACCAGUGCGGAAGCUCUGGUAACUGGCACUCAACAGUUUACAACUCUAGUCCCCUGUGGCCUUCCACCUCAUUAGUUGGGCAGUCCUUUGCCUACCCUGAUCAUUUGAUUGCCCAACUGUCUUCCUUCCUCAUACAGCUGACUGGACCUAGCAAACGGAGCUCUUCGCAGUGGGGACGACCGCACACUGGCGGCCAAAAAAGCAAAAAUGCGCUUUUCUAGUCAUAGGUCAGAAAAAUCAGUGACCCUGGGGGCUGUGUUUAUUGUCCUUACGUUCAGAAGUCAUGCAAUCUUUCCCAGUUAUCGGUGGUAGUGUUUCUACACCCCAGUAUUUAGAAGGAUAUUGGCCGCUCUAGCGCUUAGCUGACUCCUGUGUUCUCCGCCGUCCGUCGCCGCGGCGGCAACAGUCCCUGCAAAGCCGUCGGUAGAUGUCUACAGCCACGCCUGCCUAUCGCUAUCCCCGACGGCAGUAGCAGAUUCACGUUGGCUAGGAAAAGUACUCCCGUCACAAAACCUGGACAAACGGUCUCAGGAUCAACGAUUUGCCAACAUGGGCGAAAUUACUCUUAAUUGCUGUGAUGCAUGACACUGAUGCCACGGAGGAUGGAAGUUUGUGUGCAUUUUAAAUGGUUCCUGAGGCAGCUUCUCAACGUAUCAUUUUGUCUACAAUCUAAAGGUCACAUGCCGGUUAGCCCUUUUUGCUCAACAUUCCAAAUUUGUGUGGUCCACCUCGAAUAUGACCUGACUACUUUACUCUUAUUAGGAGAUUUUAUUCGAACAAAGCCGUUCUUGCAAAAAAGUGGUCAACCCCCUCAAAUAUGUCCCCCAACGUCCUCAGGAUCGCAGAGCAGCUCCGACACAGAUACUGGGGAUCCCGUUACUCGGGGUAUCGAAGCUCCUCAGUACGCUUCCAAUGGUGUUGGUGAGAGUGUUGGUGUUCAUGGCGGCAAUACUGGGCGGCCAAAUGUUCUAACGCGCCUCAACAAUUCAGCAAUCCGUCUGAAUCCCGGUCUUUAUGCAGGGCGCUAUGCCACUGCUUCCUGCAUCAAGAAACAAGCCGGUGACAGUAUGGACUCUUUCGCUGUCAAUGGGGAUUUCAGAGACACCUCUGUCUAUGGUGUUGGCGCCGGUGGUUGCUCUGCCAGUGGGUAUUCAGGUUCUUACUCGACCUCCAAUUCCUCUUAUCGCCAGCAAUCACUACUCCAGAACACGGCAAGUUUAUUGCAUUCAUUUUCUUUGUACUGCCUUUGUCUGCUUAUCUUACUUAGGGUCUAUAUCUACGUAAAAACGUUUCAUCUUCGUUCAGUUCCCUUAUUAACAGUCAAGCGUAGGCAUUCCUAAAAUGUUCGGCCUGGGAAAUGCUUAUCGUCUUCGAUUGGUCUUUAUUGAAGCUGAAUCCUCAAUUUAAUCCACUCAGUCUCCAUCAAAGCCAGAAAAAGAAUAUGUUUUCCCUCCGGCAUUGUCGACUUAAAGUUCAUUUUAUGGGAAAAAGCUGUAAAUUUAUAUUUUUUGCAUUUAUCCGUCAUCUUUUGUCCCUUUGAGGCCGGCUACUCGGUGCAUCCGUCCACAGAUACCAAAUAGCAGACCAGCCUUUGGCAAAAUUCACCUAUUAAGUAAGCAGUUGUGGACAGUAUAGAGAUACUGUCUUCAGGUGUAAAGAGCCAUUUACUUACAAAAGGCUAACAUGGCACAGCAGUACCUCACGGAUGUUGCCUACCAUCCAGUAGGGCACAAUCCUGGAACCUUAACCUGGCAAUGUUUGAAGGAUGGAUGGAGACGACAGUAGAAUCCAGGUAUUACGUAGAGCCGCCCCUCCACCAAGCCGCCUCGGACAGCCGGUGUCCUACGAGCCACAGGUUAACGGUUUUUUGGGUGGCCGGACUCUGGUUGAAACUGCCGAAGGCAAAGCGCAUCGAGAGGAUCAAUUUCAUAACUUCAAGGGUGACAGUAAUGCCAUAGAGCACGCCUCGUUCAAGAAUGCAAAGAAAGCCCAAGUCAGUGGCACCCUCGACGAGAUAGCCCAGGGUACUUUAGAAGGUGACGGGGACCGUUGUUAGAAGCGGACUUCUAUCAAAGUCAGUGGGAGUGAUGCAGUCCGCUCCCUCCAAUACUCAUCCAACCUAUUCCAUCUCAACCCUGGAUGCCUGGGCUUGCAUAACUCCCCUGUAUGACUCACCAGAGGUAAGGCUGCGUACAGUAUCACAGUCCCCGCCCAACACCUGGCCUGUCAACCUUUUAUUUCACGCAGUUUCUGGAAAGCAUAUUGCCCUUAAAAUGGUUGGGAUUGGCGAAGGCAGAAGUCGGCCAUUUUUAUUGUUGGUCGUUAUUUCAUCAGGCUCUACGGGUCCCAAGAUGAGGAUGUUUUCAUCUGUCCUCACAUCACUGCCAAUCCUCGAAGACGAAUUACCGCUUAGUCCAGUAGAACGGCACCCUUUCUCCCUCUCGAAAUAACGUAAAAUUACUCGAAGGAGGCCUUUUUUCUCCCCUGCACUCAUCUCAGCUCGUCUAUCACUGUCCAUAUCUAACGUCCAUUGUCACCUGGCCGGGUAUAAUGGCUAAUAAUUUGAUGUCUAUUUGGCUGUGUUCGCGCGUGCGCUUCCGUGUGACUGUUUACUGGCCUGCGUCUGUGCGUGCGCGUGCGUGCGGGCUGUUCACUGCUGAACCAUCACGGUGACGCGCGUGUUUGUUCUUGUGCCCCCCCCCCUCUCCCCUGUCUUGUUAUCACUCGUCCGCUCGCGUGUGUGGCCGUCAGAUCCAGUCAGCCUCGCUGAUCAUCUGUUCUGACCUGUCUUCAGCCGUCGCUGGUGUUGAGACAGAUUAAGGACUCUUCACCUAAUCAUUGGAGGCACAGUGUUGACUUUGGAUGCUAACAGGAACGCCAUUUUCUCCGUUUCGUUUCACACUUCGCUCCCUUCUGCGGCCUUUUCUAUUAGCGUACAUGGCGGGCCUCCUGGCAAGUUGUGAGGGUCUUGUGCCGCAAUUUCAUCCAGGCGGCAAAUAUGGUCACUCAUCUGACCUGACCCCAGCGCAGUCAACACGGUUGGAGAGUGCACCAUGUCUUCAUCGAGGGCCGGAAAACGACAGUCAGCAAGGGAAGGUAUGCGUGUACGCAGACUGCAGAGGCUGGAGCAGCCAUUUUCAGACACGGGUAGAGUGUGGCCCGUUCUCACGAAGGAAAAGGCUGUAACUCACUCUCACCACUCUCACUUGUUUGCGCACCUUCCAGCCUCAUUUGAUUUCUUUGACGGAGGAGGUGUCACUCAUAGGGGUUCUUUAGCACAGAGGCAUGUUCUGUUAAGUAUCGCUAUCUACAUAGACUGCGCGCCGUUUGUAGAAUAACUAUUCGCCGAAUCCCCAAAGAGACCAACGUUGAGACACUAGUUCUUCUUCUCGCAUUUUUCAUUAAAUCUGCCGAAGUUCUUUGCUUCAAAAUUAAACUAACUAGGUUUGGAUUGUGUAACUGGAAGGAAGUAUCAGUAGGCGAUCAAAACGGACCUUUACUGAUUGAUGCUCCGUCGCCGAGAACGACUUUUUUCGGCGCUGUGGGGACGUCCCGCUCAGUCAGUUUGCUUUCUUGACGGCAAUUCAGUGGUGUUUUGAUGUUCACGCAAUGCAGGGCUGCCGCCCUUCGUUUUCGCGCGUUUUUUGCUUUUACCAGUCAGGACUCGGAAACACGAUUCAUCAGCCACCGUAACUGACUCAUUUACAUCAUCUUUUGACAAUGCCAUUAGCUUGCCAACUUACCGUAUUGGGAGAUUCAGUCGAUAUCGGACUUUUGAUUCCGUGGCAAAUAGAAGUCAAACCAUAUAUUGCUGUGGAACAGUGUUAGGCAGUUCGGAAUUCCUGAUUAGGGAAAUUACCAUUUGCCUUAUCACAGACAAGCAGCCAUAGCAUGGCAUCCUUCAAAUCAAUUACGCUUUGUGACAGACUUCCUUGUUUAUCCAUCGCUGAAUUUUGCGGUAUUUUUCGAAUGCUUUUGAAAACAUAGUGAGUCGCAACCUAAGUCUUGAUAACUGUGCUGGGCGUGUAUUCCAUAAAGAUCGGUUCCACCGUCUGGGAGCCACUUUUAACAUAAUCUUAGCAACAAGUAUUGGACAGGGUUAUACUGGCUUCCGACUUUACGAAAUAUUUACAGCCUCAUAGAAUGUCGUCGUCUAACGUCGUGGACCCACACGGUCAGUCCCUACCGCGCCUAUUUAAUCGUCCAGUUCUCUUGACAAAAUGGGGCUUCUGGACUGAUGAAGUGAAUUCCUGCGUCAGCAAAUCAUCACGUUGUACCACUAAACUUGCUGAGAGGAGAAUUUCCGCUAAACCCGCCCAGUAAGCGUAGAGAAUAGACAGACAGGGUCUUUAUCUUUCUCCACCUUCGCACGUGCAGAUCACAUCGUGUCGGCGUAGAAACUUGUUGCUGUUUCCUUCCCAAGCAUCGGUAUGAGCAGUCUAUCAACGUCUGCGACCAUCCAUGCUCCAGGUAGGCAGUAGGAAUUGUGGCGGUGCAGUUUCCAACUUAUUUCCCUCACCAUUACUCAAAAUGCAUCAGCUGUGGCACCCUUGUCAGCCAAAGUUUCAACGUCGUCUGAGUAAGAAUUUCAUGCGAUGCUCCAAAGUGAAAGCAGGUUGAAACAAUGAGAUGAAAGUUGUUUNACAUGCCGACGAGCCCCGUAUAAGUUAAGCAUAUCUACCCAUUGACGUGAUCUUGUGCACAGUCCAACUUCUGCCCCUGACUUUUGUCGAAAAUGACCUUUGUUUAACUGCCGAUUUCUUUCGCUGUCCUCUGGUGAGUUCCAUAUGCCUUCACGUCGUUAUCAUCACCCUUUUUUGGAUUCUGCAAUGUGGCUCGAGGCUUAUUUUGCCAUUCUUCUAUAAUUACUACUCGCCUUCUCGCUCUUGGCUUGUCCACGUGCCUGGUCCAGAUGUAAGCAAUCCGAUUCUCUGGCCGCCUCGUUACGAGUGCUGUUUACCCAGGAAACCGCCGGUUUCAUCACUUCAUAAAGGACUUCAAAUAAUCGAUUAACUUACGCAGCCAGAAAACCAAGUGCAAAGAAGUCGAUAUUAUCACUCCGACCUCACUUCGCGUUCGGGCGCCUUGGAGUUAUCGUGUCGACUUCAGCUGCCUAGACCCGCUUGAAUGUCAUUCGGCUCGUAAUGCCGAAGUUGAGUUUACUGGCGCCUGAUUGAUGCAAAGAUGUAUGAUUGGUUAAUAUAGGGCACUGUUGAAAUUUGUGGAAAGUUGACGAAGUUGUCAAAUGAUGGGAAAGGUGCAAAUUAGACAAAGGGGCUAGCAUUCUGGAAAUGGUUUUAGAAGCUAAACUUGGCGACUAGAAAAGGCGCCUCACGAUGUUACGAACUUAAAGUGGGAAUGUGAGGAGCCCGAAAAGGCAUGAGCUGUGCUUAUCCUGCCGAGAGUGCUACCUAGCAGGCCGGCGUCUCUCACCUGUGUGAAGCCGCUCCACAACUUUGUUGAUCUUUUCGAGCGUUCACCGCUCUUAUAAUGGAGAAGGAGGAAGAGAAGAAGCUAUUCGAUCUUGAGCCACUGCACUUUCCUCACACCACCUUUGCAGCACAGGUCAUAACUUUUGUGGUGCGGGUCCCUACAACUGCUUGUCUUUGUGAGAAGGGCGUUUGCGGAUGGAUGGGCGUUCUACAAAGUCUCUCUGCAAACAGGAACUAGGUGCUCCUCAGUUACACGGCCAUGACGAGCAUUAUGAGUCCACACUGAUGCCCAGUGUUUAUUAAAGAAAAAACGUGCGUGCGUUCAAGUGACACACUUCUUUCUUCAUCAGACAGCCACACUCCAAGACUCAGCGGAACACCUGCACUCCCUUCUACUGUCGUAUCAAGAGGAUGGACAGAACUUUCACUUUGCUCCCCAUUCCCUGCUAGCCUUUUCUGGUCGGUUCUAGAUCACUGCGCAGACUGCCUUAAGAGUCAUACGCUUCCUUUGUAAGAUACUAUUUGAUACUUUUCAUUCAGGCGGUCCACUUUCAGGGUCUGCUUUCGGGUGUUCCCCCUUUUCCGCCCAUACUUUACUGCUACCUGUGUGACAGAUGCUUACGUGGCUCGGAAACUAGGCAGUAAUUUGCGUGACCAGACCUUUUUUCGUUGCAUGAAUGCUUUCUCAUACGCACACGAGGGUGCCAGUGUGACUAUUAAAGAUAUUCAACAGGCUCGUUAAGUUUGGCUUUAUUCUCAGGUCAGGAAUAAAAGGUGGGGCUCUGACUAUUUUACCUCCGUCCUUAAAUUGUCUCUAUCUCAUCACACAGGGCCUGCUCUUCCCACACCUGCAUCAAGCUAAUUAAUUACACACCUUUACUUGGUUCUCCCUUAACGUCAUCUUCUGUGCCUUUUUCUGGUGAAGUUUUUCACAGAUAGUGUAAAUUCUCCCGUGAGCCUCUUCACGGCUUUUUAUGUCAGUGCUCCUUCUCCCUCCUUAUCGUGAACAGAGGUUGCUGCUUUGGAGACUAGGUAUAUGCACAUUGCUAACAGUGUACAAUUAUUAUGCAUAUCUUCCACCGGCUUCUACUACGGUUUCUACUAUGAUACCAUUGCAUCUUUCACUAUUCGUUCAUCCACACUACCUGUAAGGGUGGAAGAGCAUCAUCGGGCUGCCCGAAGUGAUAGUGAAUUUAUAACAUAGAUCUGGGUUCCUGGUGAUGAUACUCUUAUAUCUGCUCUUUUUCAACCAUCAGAUGGCGCAAUCUGGUCUGCUUUUGCUAACGGAGGAAGAGAAACGAACCCUGAUCGCUGAGGGCUAUCCUGUGCCGACACGAUUACCCCUCUCCAAACAGGAAGAACGAAAUCUGAAGAAGAUUCGUCGGAAAAUUAAGAACAAGAUCAGUGCACAAGAAAGCCGACGCAAGAAGAAGGAGUACGUAGAAACCCUCGAAAAACGGUAGGCGUCUUUUGUUUAGAGGCAAGCCUAACUUGGCGGACUGUGGUUCCUAGGCCUUCCUAACUAUACUUUGGGUUAUUAUUGCAAUUGGUAAGAGCUGUGAGCAGGAGUAUUGGAUGUAAUCUUAAACUGUGUAAACUUCACACUGACUACUUUCCAACGACCAGCGUUCGCUGAUUAGUCCGUGAUCCCCGUGCUUUUUCUGCCGUAGAUAGCAGCUUUGUAAAGUGACCGAGGGCAUUUCGAAAAAAUCGCACCAACAGUGUUUGUUUUUCUCCCUAGCUUGCAGCCACUUUCCUCCCUCAAUUUUGCUUGGUUCACCGCCGAGUUUGGUCCAACCCACACAGAUAUGCCGCUGGGAGUUUCGUUUUUCUUGUUUUCUGCAUUUCCUCUCAGGCCGAUCAUAUGGAAAAUGCCUAGAAUUGUGUAUUUUUUAUUAUUUCCUUUGCCACAGCGAUAUAGCCGAGAUAGACCGUCUGUCUUUGCCCUAAGCUGGCCAGGUCGUUUGCUUGCCUUCCGUGAUCUAGGGAUAGAGUUACCUCUGUGCCACCAUUAUCGCUCUCUACGCUACCGCGUCUUUGGCCUGGCUUUCGGGGGCGAAUUUACAACACCGCUAGCUAAGCCGACGUCAAGACCCUAUUCUGGAGUGCUCCUGGUUGAUGACGGUACAUAAACUUAGAACUUGUAAUCCUGACUUCCGGACCCAUCUACUUAAACCUAACUUGAUUAUUGGUUGCUUGCCACUAUGCGACCUUCGUUUGGAACACUAAUGUGGGUGCCACACAUAACGGCAGGUGUGCUUUAUUUUGGUUAUUUACCAUUUCAGCCAAUAAAGCGUCGAUCCUUGUCUCAGUGAAUGAAUCUUUAGACACAACUAACUGAGUUCCACGCUGAUUCACUGACUGUAUUUGGUUGUACGAGUUUGUUCAUUGGUCGGAAGUAGGCAUGAAGGUAACUUCCUUGGUCAAAUAGAGUUGUACCAAUUAGGUACCGUAUACCAAAAGCGAGUUGUAAAGACGUGAAUCCAUCUUCUGUCUCUUCAGUUCUAUCAAUGUUAAGGGGAAUCGUUUUGUUUGAUACUACGGUUAUUAAGUUUGCGGUAAAUGUUCCUACCCCAUAUUCAUCAAAAUAGUAAAGGAUAAUUGUCGCAGCCGUCAUUAGGAAACGCCAACGCCUGUGCGAAUGCUUACUACAUUUUCUGUUGUCCACUACUUCUACUUUAUUCCGUCCUACUGCCUCCGCCUAUGCAGCCCCACCGAAUUAGCCGUUCUGCAAUUCGACACACGCGAACGAUCGUGGGUGCUGACCUGCUUUCUCGCUUUUGUGUCGGCCUCCCUGUUAACACGCCGCGCUGAUUGGCUGCAAUUUCACACGCCGGUUGUGAUGCGUACUUGCAGCCGGCCUUCGAUUCCUGUCUGUCGUCAUGACUGUGCAUUGCAUGCGCGCAUGCACGUGUGCUUCUGCCGUGGACCGCGUUGGGCAAAUCUCCCGGGCUGCACGCGCACUGCCUACAGACAAGUAGAAAGGAGGGCGUCUGAUGACGAAGCGGCCUACGUCCAAAGGGGACCGGCCACCUUUAAUAGGUCCCUCAAUGACUGGGCCCUCUGUAUGAAAUGUUGCGGACGUGCAUAAAGCCUCAGGCAUCGGAACAUAUUAGAGUUAGUCAGGAAACAACUAGAGCCUGAUCUGAUCACGAAAACUUUAGAAAAAGUUUGUUGUCCAGUGGGAGUUGCUUGAGCGUUCAAUGGAUGGCCUAACUUCCCGAUAUCCGAAGAGCUGACUUAAUCGUGGGACACAGAUAACAAGAGGAUACAUUAUCUUAUAGAUACUGGAAACUUCCGCCGACUAGUUAAAAUCAGUUUUCGGGACGGAAAAGAACGAGCCUAACAGAGAGUGAUGAGACUAUGACUGCAGCAGUAGUAGGCUUACAGUUUGUGACCUAUCAGAACCAUUGUAACGCACAAGCCGCCUACCCCGCGUCCACGAGGGUUAUAGUGCUGUGAAGGAAUGACCGUUCUUCAAAAGAAGGCAUAGCUUGACUUGUUAAUUAUUAUCUAUUAUCUGGGACAUCAUUUAUUUUAUCGAAAACCAUCGAAUCAAAAAGUGACUUUGUGACAGGUCAAUUAUUUAAGGCCUAAUCCAACUAACGACAGAGAAUAAAAAUAUAAUAAAACGAGAAAAUAGUGGAAAAACAAUAAAAAAUAAAACGUAUUAGUACUCUCUUUAUCGCUUUUUCGCGUGAGACGGCCGUAGGUCGGGCAGAUAUAGAGGCUGUCAAAUUAUCUAUUGCAGACUAGUCAUUCACAUACCGCAUGGGCCUAUUAGGUCACAUGGCCAUUCACGAAAACCUGCGGCUACACCACAUCAUCACAUUUUCCCCCACGAACAUCACACAACAUCAUCACUUACCACAAGCAUCCAAAUGCCACCUUCCACGCAAGUUGGAAUUGUGCCUCUCGGCUCCGUCUGUAUGCAGCUUCUUUGCUGCAUCUAUGAUUCGAUCACGGCGCGUCAAGUGCUGUGACCUGGAAGGCUGCUGACUGACGUUCCAACUCAGUCCACGCAGUCUGCCCAGUUAUGUGUGUGUAUGUGCGAAGUGGCGGACUGGUGGGCUGAGAGCCAGGCUGGAGUGACUCCUUCUUAACGAGGCCUGAGGCACUCUAACGCAUGUGAGGUGUACGCCGCUCAAUCCGCGUUGUGUGAAAUUCUGGUGCUUGUGUUUGAGGGGCCAGGUCGUGCAUGUGGCGCGCGCAGACAUGGUCACUAGACUAUGUCAGCCACCGCGCUCAUUCCCCGCCCCAGUCAACUGACCAGCUCGGACAGUGGCUGGAGCCUGGGAGUGGGGAAGGGAAAGUGAGGUCGACGACACAGCGCAUUUUCCUCACUAUAAACAAUCUGACGCGCUUGAAGCCAUAACGGUGCGCUAAAAGCCGUGGCCUGAAAGUUUGUCAACUGACGGGAUAACUUGGAUAUCGCAGUCGGCCUAGUGUUGUGGGUUUGUGUGGGGCGGCCGGCUAGUGAUCUAAGAGAAAGGCUGCAAUGGCUCCUUCUUAAUGUGGCCUUUAUGGCACUUCCAUUUUGAGGGAUCCGAGCCAGGUGUACGGCCUGCUUAGGUGUGACCCCGGCCGUGCCAGUCACCCUUUUGUUGUUGGUUAAAAUCCUGGUCAUUUGCUGUGUGGACCAGGGGGUGUGGAGUGGAAUGCCAAGGUGCGGGCUCGACCGUGCUAUCCACCUACGCCGUCCUCCGCCUCCAGUCUUCUUGACCAUGUCUUGACACCGGCUGCAGGUGGGAGAUGAGGAGAGAGUGCGGUAGAUGCAGCGAAAGUCUACAUCCACUACAAACUUAUCCACGCAAGUCACCGUCCCUGCUCCACCUUGCGGUGGACAUUGUCGGAAACGUCGAUCUAACUGUCAGACUGGUCAAUAAAAUUAUUGAUCACAUAGUUCAGCAUUCCCUGCAGUGUGAGCAGUGUUUCCUUGUUUCAUACCAAUCUCUUUUGAUUAAUGCAAAGAGGUUCUCGAUCGGAUUGAGGUCCGGACUGUUAUCGAGAAUAAAAAUGCAUCUCAGGCCGCAGGCGGAGGGGUUUGCUGUGGUCUAAAAAUAAGAUGAGUCUUAAGCGAUGUCAGAUUUACACCCUUAAACGGUGAACAAGGGCACUAUCCUGAAACAUUACGGUGUCCGACAAAUAAACUGAACUUUCUCUAAUCAGUUUUUUACUUAAAAAAUCGCUUUUCCGUAGCGUCUUGUUGAUGGUGGUCGAAUUCUUUCACUCUUUUUCUAAUUGUGCACUGAGAAAACAUUGAUUAAUGUUUCCCGUGAAUUGUCUUAAGGGGCAUGUGGUGGUACGUUUUAGUGUACGACGGAUAAAAGCGUCGUCAUGCUUGCCUGUGGAGCGUUUUGGUCAACCUUGCCCGAUUCUAUGCGUCACUCUGCUAUAAGUAAAUCUUCAGAGAGUGGCCUGGCUACCGUUGAAAAUAUUAGCUGGCGACGCGCGCGGCAGCCACUCGGCUGCCAAUUUUAGUACGUCUUCAGGAUCACCAUCCAACAGGAACUGCUUUUACAUCAUUAUCGCACGGUAUGACAGAAAACUGUCGGCAUGUCGCGGGUGCUCAAAACGUAUUUAUUUGAGCCUUAUAAUUCUCGGUGGUAAAAAAGAGUACUUUUGACUUAUCUUGUAAAUACUCCGAUACGAUAGCAUUAGUAUGAAACUCAUCUUGCCUGUAGUUGUUUUUUUUCAGUCGUAAAUCCUGUUGAGCGGCAGAAGUAUGCCUUGUGAUUAACUCCUGGCUACGCAUAACGGUCAAAUUCCGUAUUUUGUUAAGGAAAGGCUUUUUAUGUCGCCCCCGUUUGAUAUACAGUUGGCUGUUUGAGGAAAAUCAACCCGAAGACAACCUCAGCGUCGUUUUCAGAUGAACGGCCUAACGUAGUGACCCCGUCUCCUCCCGGUUCGCUUGAGCUGUCGCCUCCAACCCCUUAGCGACUGACUGUAUUAAAGUGACUGCACUAUAUUUCUGUCUCUGUUGUGCGCCGUAGUGUCGUAAUGGCAAUGCAUGUAGUAAUUUGAUCUCUAAGUGAAGUCCUGCUUAUACAGUAUGUUUUCUUCCGUGGCGACAGGAUUACCUUGGUCAGCUUAGAGCCAGACUUCUCGUCGUGAUGCAACCCGAAAUACCCCCGAGGUGUGCUAAGUGAUUUACGAGUGACUUUGCUAAAAGGAGGAAAGGUGGUAUUGCGGGGAUUCCCUCCAACUGCGACUGUAAGCCAUCCCCGCACAGCCUUGCUGUCAGCAUCCUGAAAAAUGACGAGCGUCUGCUUCACAAAGAAGUAGAAGGUUUGGUCUCCGGAACAUUGGAUAAAUGGAAUCCAUACUUAGGAUUUACGCCGAUCGAGACGUCUUAUUCCGAAUUAAUGCAUAGAUCACCGGUAUUCGCUUUCAUGGACGCUCCAGCAUUUGACGUUUUUCUGAGCGUGCUUCACGAAAUCUCGGGCCGUCUUUGAGAACAGAAAGGUGCACUUGCUUAUCUUCAGCAUCAAGCGUGUCCAACCAGCUGAAGAUAUUGGCAAUCACGGGGUUCUAAGUACUCCGUUGGAGUAACAUAAACUUUUUUUGUCCAUCUCGCAUACCGUUUGUCGAGACCUCUGACCUCCACUAGCGACAGUGUCGCCAACUUGCGUAAUUCGCCAUUUAAUCGAAGCUACUAUACUUUCUCUCGGUCACUGCUCCAGCAACCGGUCUGUACUGUGGCGAAUACGGUUUCGCAGGCCUAUAUGUUUCGACCCAGUCGUAUGCAGUGUUUGUUCGAUGAGAUUAUGCGUUGGCAUUAUAUGUGAAGCUCUCUAUGGUUGAAAGCUGGCUUGGUCAUUGAGAGGCAACAAAGCGUGACGCGUGCUAAUCCUAGAUGUCGAAACCCCAGGACAUCUCGGACUCCGGUUAUUGUCCUGUUUUUUCGGAGGGAAAUUUUGGGAAGUCAUUUACUGCCUCGGGUUCUACACAUAAAAGUUCCUAUUAUGUCAGUUCUUCUGCAGUUAGAGUCCAUUUUGUGUAUUCGACUGUUUUUUCAGUUUGUUUAUGAUCGUGGUGGUGGUGGUGGUGGUGGUGGGGGUGGAGGAGGUAGUUGCCCGUUUUAUGAAAGUCCGGCCAGAUCGUGAAGCGUAAUAACAGCUUGUAAAGUCAACCCCACUCCCGACAUAGUUACUAAUUAGUAGCCGACCGAUGUCCCCAUCCAUGCCAAUCUGUAAGGCGCAUCUAGACAAGUAGGUGUCGCAUCGAUGUCUUGAGCCCCCUGCGGCUGCUAAAUACUCAAAUGGACUGUGUCUGGAAUCUUGCAUAAUAGCGGUUUUGAAAAUAAGUGAAUCGGUAGAUAUCUGUCUGAUUUAUUUGCCGUUGACAAAGUUUGCAGUCCUGCAAGGCCUAGAGUACUCGACCUAGACUUCCGUAUGAAUAUUAUCGUCCCUGCCCGAAGUCUUCACUUUUGCAGCGGAUUCACAAAAUAAUACGUAUCUCAAUUUAAGGCAGCCCGAAAUCGGUUUUGCAGCGGCCUCUUGCCAGUCUAUCUCGUCCAUCUGUAUAGACCGCCGAUUAGACUGUAGUUUUCUCGACUCCACAUUUGGUGUUUGUGUAUUUCAGCGCCGGCACUGGGGUGCAUGGACCAGAAACGUGUGUGGUGUGCGUGUUUGUGUGCAGCGCUGGGUUUGUUUACCCUAAUCAGAUAAUCCGCGAACUAGUUUCUAGUGGUUGUGUAUGAGUGCAUCAACAGAUCUGCCAUCCUUUUUGUCGCACUUGCUCUCUCGGAUUUUACCAGACCCUCCACAAUAUGCAUACCUGUGUGGGUGUGCGAUGUGCAUCAACCAUUUGCGCUUUUAAGCAACAAAGCGUACGUGCGCACCAGCGCUUCUCUGCUACGCUCCUCUAACCUGGCGUGUGCGUGUACGCAUCUGAACCCGGAGUUGGAGUCUCAUUCGGGCGGUUUCGCGCCCUGAAUCAGGUGCAGUCGUGUGUUUGAGCACACGAGAAAGGCUUACUUAUCGCGGGUUAGUGCGUCUGGUCUACUGAUGACCUUUGGUGCAUGAUUUCUGUCAGCCGCCACUAGACCGCAUCACCACGCCUGCCAUCUUUAUCCGCGUCCGAAUAAGGACACACUGCUUUUCAGGAACGAAACCUUUAUUCUCACUGGAUUCCAUUUAAAAGUUCCAUUUUUUUAAAAAGGUCCGUACAUAUCUGAGAUAAUUGUGAUGGUGGUGGUGGUGAAAAAGCACCCUAUCCUACAAAAAUUUUCAAAAUUUACAACGCACCUUCUUCAGUCGAUGUGACCAAAAAGCCGUAGCUAGAACAAUUCACUGAGUAAUUUUCAUAAAAACCGAUGAAAAGCAGUCAUAUCAAGGGAUUUCAAACGAAAGUCUAGCUCUGGCAACCUAUUCCCAAGUUCAUUCAUUGAGUACUGUAGAAACGACAAAGUUGCAUUUCUUUCGCUUCGCCUCAGAGCCUCAAUUCUAGCGUUGUUACCGCCUUUGUUUGUAGCCGUUACGAGCUUCUAACUACAUCUUUCGGUAACUGUUGCAUAUAGUUCAUAUUUUCUCGCUCAUACCAGCUAUUCACGCCCACGCGAACUGAGGUCAUCUGGGUUUUAAAUUGACUUCAGCUACUUCUUAUCUAGUGUUUUGGGUGAUGAGCCUUGAAAUCAUUCUUGUUUCGCCGUCUCUGAGACCAUCAGUGUUUGUUCAUUCUACAACUGAGCAACUCUCGUUUACUUUGGGAACUCCGUUUCUGUCUCGAUAUUCGUUCUAAUAGUAAUCCCAGCCCUUUAUUUUAAUAGUUGUUUAGAGCUUCCAUUUCUGCCAAAAAUCAUUAAAUCAUUGCACAAACCACAUUAUCCACAGCCAACUGAACGUCGUGAUUGUCCGGCAUUUGACUCCAGAGCAUCUUUUCUAGCCCCUUCCCCUGCGAGUGGUUAAUCAGUGUCACACCCAAAUUAUGCCGUUUAGUUAUUCCAGGCGUCCACUGGAUUCCACUAUAGGUCACGACUUUUGUCUAGUGGAAAGACGGUCCGGAUUAGCACAGAUCGCCUACGGGAUCGCGGUCUUUCACUCUGAAGGUCUUUUUGGUGCCUGGGGACAGGGUGUGGCGGGGGAAAUGACAACCGAAUGUGGGGACACACACACCGAACACCUGCAUCUAGUUUAGCUAGAUAGUUGAAGCAGUUACCGGGGUGCGGCCACAUAUCAGACCAUAUCUUUAAGGGGCCACAGAUGAGAGCUGGGUAACAGUUAAGGACCAUGGGGAGCAACCGUCACUUGCACUCUGAUCAUAAAAGGAUCCGUCAAUCCUGCAUAGUUUAUCUUCUCAGUGAACGUCCCCUAGGCCUCGACAAUUCGACCGUCGCAAGUGAUGACAUCCGCCGUGUGCCUCACGGAGUGAGCACAGUAACGGUGACUUGCGUGCGGAUUAGUUCAUCGAGGCAUCUACUUCACUCCCUUCUCCCUUGCUCACCUUACUCCGAUGGCAAGGCAAUGCCAAGACAACCGGAUGUGGGCGCGGGCGCAGUGACCGACAAAACCGAACAGCCCGUCUAUGCCUGCCACAUGCGGCGUUAUUCGCACCACUUGUACUAGGCUUCUGUAAGGGUGGGCUGGAUCUCAUAUGGGCGAGUGCCGUCAGGGUCACAUUGAGAAGCCAUUGCAGCAUGGCUCUCAGUCCUGGGAAGGAACAAGUUGUCCCGUUAUUUAGUAACCUUCUAGGCCAGGACUCUUGGAGCGUCAGAGUAACUGUAGUGAGGAAUGCGCUGAUGUGCCGUGGGGAUGGAUUCCUCGGUGUUGACCUCACUCUCUCCUCUUCCACACACCAGUACAUCGCCUAAGGCUGUCAGUUAUCAGGUGCUGGGGCUGGGCGUAGUGUCAGGCGCAGCUUGGAACCUACAUCUAGGCGUUUGUGCAUACUCUGCACAGCCAUAGCAACCCGUGCCGUGAGCCAAUAUGUCCCCGUCUCAGAUCAGCCCAUCUUCGGCGCAAUCUGUUAUAGGGGCCACCCCACCCAACCCCACACGGACACAGGCAUCAAUUCCUCUGCUUUUUGUGUGCGUCCUCGCAAUUGUAUCUGCUUCCGACAAGGCGCAUUGCUGCAUACUUUACUGCAUACCUUACCAGUCAUUUUUUCAGGAUUUGGUAUGUUAUCCAUGUUAUUUGAAGUGUAUUUUUAUCGGAGACCGAAACAUAAAAAUUGUCUUCGAUGUCGCCGUGCCAGUUGGUGUUAGGGUGCUCUCUGGGAAUGUGAUAGACACCUUAUCUCCGUCGAAACCAUUUUUGUAGCGUCAGGGCAGGAUGGAUUAAUCGGCCAUUGUCCUCUUAAUGAAUCCAGCAUCCUCACGUUAAAAUGUGACUGAACGAUAUUUCAAUCCGGGAAUUUAGGCUCGUUUCCUUUCGGUCUUGUGGGUUAUCACACUUGUUCACCUUCCCGAUAAUUUGAUCAUUAAAUUGUUUAUAAUAGAACGGAUAUUUCCGACCGCCGGACUAAACAAAGUCGUUCCGAUGGAAGGGUUAGUAAAUGGGAGGUGGGAGGAGAGGUUAUUUGCGCUUAUUUGGUUUGGACGGUGAGCGGACCUCUCGGUAGCCUUUGUCAGUGGAAAGCAACGUUUAAGACGCUCUUUCAAGCCCUCUCUCCGCGAGGGAAAACCGGUAUUUCCUUAAAUAGAACUAUCAAGCCAAUCAGACUACUGCUGAAUCUCACUGAUGCUGACCGAUUUGCAAUGAUCAAGAGACCCAAAUUCGUCUGGGCCACUCGUAAGAGAGGGUUAUAUGCAUCCCGCCGUCUCGGGAUUAAAAAAAGUGCAGUGUCAGUUUUGUUUUUGUUAUUGAGGCAAGGGGACGAAAGUGACGAAGACGCCUUACGUGUGAAGUUUAUUAUAGGUUAGGCUUGCAAAUUAUUCGCCUGAUAACCUUCUCCUCUACCCAUCGUGAUCCAGUGUCAAUACGAGGUCCAAAAAUUAGCUAUCAGAUAGAGCACAGUGUCUGAUCUGGUAUAAAGCCGCGGUCAUGGUUUCUUUCCCACCAACGGGCUUCACGUAAAAGCUCUGAUGCCUUUGUAAGGAGACGUGGGGCUUGGUUUCCUACCUAAUAAAUCUGGCUAUCGUGGUGCAACUCUUGCGCUCAGCAAAUCCUUACAAAGCUGUCUUAUAAUAGAAUGUGACAUCCUCGCCCUGCCAAAUGUAGUGACAUCACUCAUUCGGAAGGUUGACAAAGGAAUCUACAUCGGUAUUUUCCGUUCACUGUUUUGACGCGCUGAUCGUAUCUUCGGUCCAUCAAGGCCUCGCUACACAUCUCGUAAACUGGUUGAUCUGUCAGUAAAUUAAUCAGCUCAUGGUCUUUGUUGACGACUAUGCACAUGGAGUGCUCGGUUCACGUCUACUGCGUGGAGGUGUAUUCGCCGAAGCCAAGGUCGGGUAUAAAUAUAUGCCAAACGGCCAGAUGCUGACUUACAUAAGAGGACUGAAAAUUGUCAGGCUGCCAAAUGACAUCGGCUUCAAGGUCAAAAUAGACGCAACCGCUCAAGUUGUCGGCUGUGUGGAUGUAUGUCACCGGUUUCAUUUCUUUUUGGCACCUCCUGCAUUAUUAUUAUUAUACAUUUGACAACGUCCGAAGUUUCACAUUAGGAUUUGGCGUCAUCUAGGCACUGAGAUUUCUUGACGAUGGACACGCCGCUCUUGACCUUCGUUUGUUCUGCAGUAGUAGCAGCAAUAGCAUCAUUAUUGAUGGUGACAGUGCUACUACUAAUAAUUAAUUAGUGACUUGUGUUUGGUAGGCCGCUAGUCUGUUAUCUCAAGAUCCAAUUUAAUGGCGCUAACAGCCGCACCAUGAUUUGUCACGAUAGCCUUUUUAAUAAUCUGUUUGUACUCUUUUGACACUCAUACCAACAAGUAUUAUAGUACUCAUUACUGGGUCCUAGGGUUGAGGUGUACGCACAGGAGAAUUCGGAACUGAAGCGCCGCAUCGAUGGCCUUGAGGGUACCAAUCGAUCUCUCCUCAGUCAAUUACGACACCUACAACAGCUUGUGAAUAAGUCCAACACUAACGGCAGCGGCGGACUCAGUAACUGUAGCAGCUCUGGCGGUACUAGUGGCAACACUAUCAACAACACUGGCGGAAAUUCGUCAAAUUCUAACAAACGUUCUGCUUCAACCGCAUUUGACAGCCACGCUUCUAGUGGUAGCGGUUCUCGCUCUGGAACCACCUCCACUUGCCUAAUGGUGUUUCUGCUUUCCUUUGCUGCCCUCUUCGCUGGGCAACCCACGGGAGACUCUACCUCAACUGCAAGUAGUCUUCGUUUCUACUCAUCUCCGUCAGACAGUUCGUUGGGAGAUAUUUCUACCUUUGGUUCUCUCCACCAGGCAAGUUUUUAUUAGCCCACAUCACACUUAAACCCCCUUCAGUAAAUAUAGCAUGCAGUGAGAAGGAAGGUUGUGUUAGUUUUGUUCUACUUGAGCCCUUUGAAAGUUAAGAAAUGCACGAAAGGGCAUUAUUUAUCUCUUCUGGAUUGCGAAAAAUUUCAUAUCGUUCUUAUUUAGCGGAGUGACCAGAACAACCACGCGGUGGCAUGGCCCAGGUGCACUGAGAAUUCCAAUAAUAACAGCCGGGAAAUUUGGGAGAACCUCAUGCCUUCGGAUUCACCCUUUUGUUUUUCUAUCACCUCUCUUUGACCGUUAAAAUGAAUGUCCUGCAAAAUCUAACAGAAAGCCACUUUCCAACUAGUAACAGCUGUCAUAGUGAGAUUAAGUAUGAAAAGGCAACCCUUGGGCCCUAUCAGUCGGACAUUUUCGCCGUAUGGUUUCCAUUUAACUUUAUCUUUCAAAGGCACUCUUCUCCCUUUUGGGAUCUCGAUUUCGUCGUAAGUUUGUGAAACUGUCGUAUUUUUUGUAGAUUGGGUAUACUUGGUCCGGCAAGACUGGUUUGCUGGGCGAUGGCGAAACCUCAGGUCUUUCCCCAGAGACAAAGGGUCGUAUCAGGGCGAGUCGUUUACGCGCCCUCGAACGCCAACGUUGGAGGCAUGGACUCCUUAAACGGGACUUUCACAGUUCCUCCGAAUUAUUCAACGGAAAAUCCGGUAUGUUUAUCCUCUCCCUCCCCUACAUGCAUUCUGCGUGUCUCAAUUCACUACCACCUCAGCACUUUUUUAACGUAAACCGCCCGCGUUUAUUUUGCAUGUCAGUUGUUGUUUAAGAAAAGCAAAUUUAAUCUGUAGUUAUCGAUUCCGUUCCUCGCUCAAUCGUUGCAGCGUGGAUCCGCAAUGAGAAGGAAGCAGAAAGAUCAGUGCAUUUCUGCGUGUGUAAACGAACGCAAGCGAGUUGUCGAGCACAUACGCCUUAGCGGUUAGGCUAACACUGUUUGCCUGGUCUUCGGUGUGCGCGCCUGUUUUUUUUUAUUCCUUAUCGACCGUUCGACCUACUUUUUUAUUAUUGAAUUCAUUCCUCGUCAUUUUGUUUAUAUCGACGCUGACGUCUGUAGCGAAGGCGAGUUAAGUCUCAUCCGGUUCGGAAAAAACUACCUUCGUCUGGUAACAGCGUUCUAUUUUUACAGACGGCAAAACAUAUGCAGUAGACUCCUCAGCACUCUAAAAACUCGCGCUAGGCCUUUUAAUAGUAGCAAUCCUGUCUGCUUUUCUUAAUAGACCAUUCAAUGAAGUUUGCUACGUACGUUAGUUUGUAACAUCGUUGACUUUGUCGUAGAUCACUCGACGGGGGGCGUGCUUUGUUUGUUGUUCUUCGGAAUAGGCUUUAUAAAGUGUUCAAAGUGUGGACAGCAACCGAACAUCUGUUGACUCUUGACGUCAUUUUAAUACCGUCAUUUACCUAUGUACUUAUUAUGCGAACAGUGGUGACAAUUUGUGUUUUCGCAUGUCGAUUCCUCAUCUAAGCUGUUAGUCUUGUGUUUAUGCCUUCUUCUCUCCUCACCCUCUCUAGUGACUAGGUCUCGGAUCCUGGGAUCAUCAAAGGAGCUGGAGGAAUGCGAGCCGCUAACAUGGUGGGAGUACUUCUUUGGCCCUACCAGCCAAGCACACGAUGAAACUGUUCGCACCGCGGACGGUAAGACUGGGACUUCUCUCUUCUCCCCGUCUUUCGGUUUCAACACUACCCGAAUUCACAAAGCUGCCAUGUCAAUGACUGUCAAUCAAACCAUGCGCACAGUUCUGCUCGAGUCAAGUAUCACGCCACCAUUGGAUCUGAUGCUGAGGAGUAGUGUUAUCCAAUAG